AGGCAACAAAAGAGAGAAGGAGAGAAGGAGGAGGAGGGACCAAGCAAGCGGGGGAAACGGCGAGAGAAGGGGGGAAGCCAGAGGAAAAGGAUUUUCCCAAGAAGCUCCCUUCCCGCAGGCCCCCCUAGGGGGAUCGCUGUCGGGGGGCGGGGGCAGCCCGGGGCCCCUGCCCUCGCCCCCGGGCCGCGAUGCCCCCCGGCCGGGCAAAGGUGGAGACUGAGGCUGAGGCUGUGGACCGGGGCAGGGGCCGGAGCUGGGGCUGGGGCUGAGACUGAAGCGCGCCGGGCCCUGUCGGGACUAUGGAGCUUCCACCGCCGCAGCCCUCCCGGCUGCAAGCGGACGCGAAAACUUGAGCCGGGGAAAAGUUAGUUGCUCUCUAGCUCUCUCGCUAGUUCUCAGGAGAGGCUUGGGCUGGAGGAGAGAGUUUGGGCCGCGAGAGCUCCCCGCGUCCCCCCUUGUCCCUCCUCCCAGCUCUCGUCUCUCCUUCCCUCUUUCCCAAGUUCCUCCCUCCUCUCUCCCCUGCUCCUUCUCUCCCUCCUUCGCAGUUCCCCUCCCUCCCUUCCUUCUCACUUCAUUCCAUCCUUCUCUCCUUAGUUCUGUGCCCCCCUCUAAUACAUUCGCAUCAGUUUUCAUCCAAUCUUUCCCAUCCAUUCCCUCCUCAGCCAUCUUCCAUAUCUCCCCCCCCCCCAGCCCCCAGCUCUUUUCCGUCCUUUCCAGCUCUCACCCAUCCCCUCAGCUCUUAUCCAUACUCCUCCCUCCCAACUCCCUCUCUCAUUCAUCCCUCCCCAUCUAAGUUCUCAUCCUUCCCAUCUCCACCCUCAGCUGCGGAGCCUUCCUCCCUUCCCAGAGUUGUAAAUGGACCCGCUCCUGCGGGGACUCCGAACCCCUUAAGGCUGUGAUUGGGGGACCAGACUGGAGUUGGCCUCCUGCGGAGGGGGGAAGAGGGCUGCAAUGAAUCUCUGAGUCGUCUGCCCGCCCUCUCCCCCCAGAGGAUCACCACCACCACCUCCCUUCCUAGAAGAGCCAAGAAACCCCAACCUUCACCCCAAGCCCGGUCUCCCCCGCCCCGUACCCUCCCAGGCUGAGCCAUGACCGACGGGCCGCCCCCACCCCCGCUCUACCGGAGCAUCUCGUUCAAACGGCUGGAGCGCUGGAGCGGCGGGCCAGGCUCCGACCGGGCGGACUGCGUGGAGGAGACAACCUCCUCGUCCCCCGGGCUUCGGCGGCGGGCACCUGGCACCGCCACCCUGGCGGCCUCCCGACGGGUAUCUAAACUGGCGUCGGGGGGCUCGAGGUCUGCGGCGACGUCCUCCCCAAGGCCUCUGCGCAGCCUCUCGCCAUCCGUCCGCCAAUUGUCCCAGCGCUUCGACUGCGCUGGCCGAGGGUCCCGGAGCAGGAGUCGGAGCCAGAGCCAUAUCCCUGGGACGGACUCCCCCAACGAGGAAGAGGCCCACUGGAUGCGGGGCCGGGAGGGGGCGCCGUCGGAGCUCCGCAGGGGUCAGCUUGCGUCUGAAGAAGGAGCCGGAGUCGGUGGGGGCGGACCCGGGUCGGAGCCCUCGGGCCACUGGCCCAGCGUCACGGAGAUGAGCAAACUCUUCGGAGGCCAAAACUACAGACGGCCUAGCCCCGAUGGCCUAUGGGGGUCAUCCAGCCCGGCUUCUGCUUCCCCCACCAGAGACGACGGGGCUCAAAGCCCAGAAGAGCCCCCUAGCCGCCAUCAGCCGCCUCCUCCUCCCCCCAGGACCUGUUUCCCCCUCUCUGGCCUUCGGUCCCCCCUGCCCCGGGCCCAGGCCGAGGGGAGGAGGCAGCAGCAGGCGGAUAGUUCACAUUCUUGGCAUAGUUACUGCCAACCACACGCCGGCCCCCAGGCCUCUGUCUGCUCCUCCUCCUCCUCUCCUGCCACUGCCUUCUAUCCUGUCAGCCAGAGUCUGAGCAGAGGAGAGAGCUCCAGCGAGGAGGAAGAUCAGGCUGGGGGCCCAGGGAUCUCUGCUGCCCCCAGCCCAGGGGCCCAGCCCUCCGGAGGUUCUGGCAGUGAAGGAGACCAGUUGAAGGAAGAAGGUAAACUCCAGGCUUCCUCUUACAGGAAAGAGGCCUCUGCAGGGAGGUGGGAUCUGGACAAUGAUGGGUUAAAACCGGGCAGGAUGGACUCUUCUGAGUGGACCCCUGAAGGUCAGGGCCUGGACCCCCAGAGGCCCGGAUGUGUAUCGGAGAGCCCCCAGGCUUCCGGAGGGUCACAGGAAGGCCUUAGGCAGCUCACCAGGGGCGUGCCAGACAGUUUUGGGAGCACCUUCCCCAUGGUCUCCCGGGUGGCCAAGGUGAGCUUUCCACCCUAUGUGGCCAGUCUUGGCCGCCACUCUAGUACAGAGAAACUGAAGGAGGAGGAUCUCUGGACUGGACGAGGAAGUUGGGGCUUGUAUCGAUCCCCCAGCUUUGGUACAGGGGAUGGUUUCCUCCGACCUCAGACCCAUGCACGGCCAAAGCCUCUGGUGUGCAUGGGCAAAGGGCAGAGAGACAGCCCUACUGAGGCUCUGGAACCCAGCUACAAAGCCAUGGAGCUGGAGAAAAGCCGGCAGCGAAAGUCUCUGUCAAACCCUGACAUUGCCAGUGAGACACUGACUCUGCUAAGUUUUCUCCGUUCUGACCUUUCCGAGCUGAAGGUUCGUCGGAGUGGCCGGCGACCUGGGGACCACGAUGGAGCGCCACAAAGCUGCAGUGAUGCCUCUGAGGAUAAUGAACUGGCUGGGCACCGGGGACCCCUACUUGUCCCAGCCAAGCAGGUUCUGGGCACUCGACCAACCCUCAAAGACCUCACAGCCACAUUGCGCCGGGCCAAAUCAUUCUCCUGCUCAGAAACACCCUCCCCUCGAAGGCUCUCCCGGACAGGGGCACUGAAGCCCAGCUCCUCAGAACUGCUCCUUGCAAGGCGGAGGGCUGAGGAAGAGGAUGAAGAGGAUGGGCUCCCUGAAGUUGUGCAGGACCAAUAUGUGCAGGAAGCCCGGCAAGUAUUUGAGAAGAUCAGCCAAAUGGGGGCCCAGCGGGAUGAUGGAGGAUCCCCCCCUGCCCUGCAUCUGCCCUCAAGCUCUCCAUGCCGGAGAUCCCUGGAAGAACUAUCAGGCCACGAGUCCAGUCUGACAGAUGAGGGCAUUGUGACAGAACCCGAACCAGCUAGUAUUGCCUACAGGGGCCUAGGGCCUCUGUCAGAGUGGAAGUCUGGUGAGUUCCCCCUCACCUCAUCUAGGAUAAAUCCCAGUGGCCCUCAAGCAGAGGGAGGCCGAGUCCCCCCCACUGGGCCCCUGGAUGCUCCAGGAACCCCAGGUGCACUUCGUAGGCGUCGGAAGGGCCCCCCCAUAGGCCUUGGUGGAACGGACCUCAGCAAUGGGGAGGCUGGGGAGGCCUAUCGUUCCCUGAGUGACCCAAUGCCUCAUCACUGGCGGCCUGCCCCGUUUGAGGAGUCCUCAGGCUUCUCUGUAGACAGUAACUUGCUGGGCUCCUUGGGUCCAAAGGCUGGGCUCCCCACAGCAUCGGCCGUGGCCUUGGUGGAUUGUGGAGUUGGUGGGGCCAGUGACUCCUCUAUUGGUAGUGAUGGUGGGAAGGACUUUCAGGAAGUGAUCCAGAGUGUGGUCCACCAGCCAGGUGCCCUGGGCCGGGCAGUGGAUGAACGAACCCAUGGCAGAGCAGCCAAGAAGAAGUCAUUGAGUGACCCCAGCCGGCGUGGGCAGCAAGCUGGCUCUGGGUUUGAGGGCCCUGGUGGGGAGCCCAUACUGGAGGCAGCCCUCCCCCCCGCCAGCAGCGAGCCCAUCCUGCUGGAACAUCAGUCGGGUGAACCAGGAAAGACCAGGGCUCAAUCUGAGAGAGUUCUACCCAAAACUUUGCCAGCCACUACCCCUCUGGAUUUCCGCCUUGACCCCAAGCUAGCUGAUGUGCUGUCCCCACGGCUUGCCCGCCGGGGCUCCAAGAAAAGGCCAGCCCGUAGCAGUCACCAGGAGUUCCGAAAAGAGGAAGACUCAGCCACACUGGGGAGGGCCCAUUCUGGCUCCCGCCAUGUCCGACAUGCCAGUGAACCGGCUGCCUUCAUCCCCAUUGAGGCCCCUGAACCAAAAGCCACAGGCACUGGGCCAUCAGGAUCCACAAAUAAGGUCUAUCCAGCCCUCCAUGUGCCCUCCCUGGAGGACGUUACUAAGCAGUACAUGCUAACCCUCCACUCCAGUGAGUCCCCUGCUCCUGGGCCCACAGAUGUGUCCCCAUCCACUCCAGCCACACCAACCUCCACUGAAGCCAAACCACUGGAAGUGGCCCGGCCCCCAGAAGACCCAGUUGCUGCUGAAAGGAGACAGAGCCAGAGUAAACCGCAAGUGGACAUGAGAAAACAUGUCAUCAUGACACUGUUGGACACAGAGCAGUCAUAUGUGGAGUCCCUUCGGACACUGAUGCAGGGUUAUAUGCAGCCACUCAAGCAGCCAGAGAAUGCUGUUCUUUGUGACCCGUCCCUGGUAGAUGAAAUCUUUGACCAAAUCCCAGAGCUGCUGGAGCACCAUGAACAGUUCCUGGAGCAGGUGCAGAACCGUGUGCAGGAGUGGCAUACACGGCAGAAAGUGGGCGACCUGCUUGUGCAGUCGUUCUCCAAAGACAUCCUGGUGAACAUCUACUCAGCCUACAUCGAUAACUUCCUCAAUGCCAAAGAUGCUGUGAGAAUUGCCAAGGAGGCUCGGCCUGCUUUCCUCAAAUUCCUGGAGCAAAGCAUGCGGGAGAACAAGGAGAAGCAGGCCCUGUCUGACCUCAUGAUCAAACCGGUGCAGAGGAUCCCCCGAUAUGAGCUGCUCGUCAAGGACCUCCUGAAACAUACACCAGAGGACCAUCCAGAUCGGCCAUUCCUGAUCGAUGCCCAUCGGAACAUCAAGCAAGUGGCUGAGAGAAUCAACAAGGGCAUGAAGAAUGCAGAAGAGGUGGAGAGGCAUGCCCGAGUGCUGCUCGAGAUCGAGGCCCACAUCGAGGGCAUGGAAGAUCUCCAGGCCCCACUGAGGAGAUUCUUGCGGCAGGAGAUGGUAGUAGAGGUGAAGGCAGUUGGUGGCAAGAAGGACCGAUCCCUCUUCCUCUUCAGUGACCUCCUGGUCUGCACCACCCUGAAGCGGAAAUCUGGCUCCCUGCGGAGAAGUUCCAUGAGUCUCUAUACAGCCGCCAGCGUCAUUGAUAUAGCUAGCAAGUACAAACUACUGUGGAAACUUCCCCUGGAGGAUGCAGAUAUCAUCAAAGGAGCAUCCCAUGCCACCAACCGAGAGAGUGUCCAGAAAGCCAUUAGCCAUUUGGAUGAAGAUCUUAAUACCCUGGGCCAGAUCAGCAAGCUCUCAGAGACCCUCAGUUUCCCCCAUCAGAGCCUGGAUGACGUCAUCAAGGAACUCACAGCUGCUGCCCACCGGGACCUGGCAGAGAAGCAGGCACUGUGCUAUACACUCUCCUUUCCACCCAACAAGGUGGAACUGUCAGCCACGAGGCCUGAAGGCACGGACACUUUCAUCUUUGAAUUCCCCCACCCAGAUGCUCGAGUUGGCUUCGAGCAGGCCUUCGAUGAAGCCAAGCGGAAACUCGCCUCCAGAAAAAACUGUCUGGACCCAGAAUUCCUGAAAGCCAUACCCAUCAUGAAAACCCGAAGUGGCAUGCAGUUUUCCUGUGCCUCCCCCAGCCAUAGUACCUGUGCUGAGAGUGCCCAUGAGGUGUGGGUGUGUAAUAGCGAUGGCUAUGUGGGACAGGUCUGCCUGCUGAGCCUGCGGGCUGAGCCCACUGUGGAAGCCUGCAUUGCUGUCUGUUCUGCCCGUAUCCUCUGUAUGGGAUCUGUGCCUGGCCUGCAACCUGGUGGAGGUGGAGGAGGGGGCAGCAAUGGCUUCAGGGAUCAGCCCCCAUCAUUGGUAAGCCCAGCAUCUCCCCCGGAGGUGGUAGCCACAGCAGCUGCCCUGGACGAAGGCAGUUCCCAGCCCUGCCUGCACAUCUCCAUCUCAGGCUCUUCUCCAGAGCUGCCCCCAGGGCCCACCAACAGUACUCCAGGCCCAGAACUCAUGCCCUUCGACAGUGAUGACUCCGAUGAUGAGUCAUCCCCUAGCCCCUCCGGGACUCUCCAGAGCCAGGCCAGCCGCUCCACCAUCUCCUCCAGCUUUGGCAAUGAGGAGAUGCCCAGCUCCAAGGAGGCUACAGCAGAGACAACCAGCUCUGAGGAGGAGCCAGAACCUGGCUUUCUACCCCUGUCUGGCUCCUUUGGCCCCAGCGGGCCCCACGGUGGUAGCCCUGUGGAUGGACGAGCCCUUCGCCGUUCUAGCCGUGGAUCCUUUACCCGGGGCAGCCUGGAAGACCUGCUAAGCAUGGACCCUGAGGCCUACCAAAGCUCCAUGUGGCUGGGCACUGAAGACGGCUGCAUCCAUGUCUACCAGUCCUCGGACAGCAUCCGCAACCGCAAGAACAGCAUGAAACUUCAGCACGCAGCUGCCGUCACAGCCAUCAUGUACUUGGAUAACCAGGUGUUCGUGUCUCUGGCAAAUGGAGAACUCGUGGUCUAUAACCGGGAGGCAGGCCAUUUCUGGGACCCCCAGAACUCCAAAUCACUAGUCCUAGGAAGCCCUGGGAGCCCCGUUACCAAGAUGGUGUCCGUGUCGGGAAAGCUAUGGUGUGGAUGCCAAAACCGAAUCUUUGUCCUCAACACGGGCAGCCUGCAGCAGGAGCAUGCGUUCCAGGUCGGCCUGGAUCCCAACCGCAGCGUGGCCUGCAUGGUGAACUCCAGCCUGGGCGUCUGGAUUGCCCUGCAGAGCACGGCCCAAGUGCGACUGUACCACUCGGGCACCUUCGAGCAGCUGGCUGAGGUGGACAUCACGCCCCCGGUGCACAAGAUGCUUGCUGGCUCGGAUGCCAUCAUACGCCAACACAAGGCUGCCUGUCUACGCAUCACAGCCCUUCUGGCCUGCGAGGACCUGCUGUGGAUCGGGACAAGUGCCGGGGUGGUGCUCACAAUGCCCACCUCUCCCAAUACCGUCAGCACCCCUCGAGCCCCGCUGAGUCCUGCUGGCCUGGUCCAGGGCCACACGGGUCAUGUGCGCUUCCUGACCGCUAUUGAGCUCCCAGACAACUUUGACCUCCUCUGCCCCCCACCAGCCCAUGAUGCAAGUCCCGAGAAGUCUGCCCUGCUGGAACGAAGGGACUCUUCCCGACACCGAGGCUCAGCCCCAGCCCUGGUCAAGCCCAAGAUGCUGGUGAUCAGCGGGGGUGACGGCUAUGAGGACUUCAGGCUGAGCAGCAGCAGCAGUGAGACGGUGGGGAGGGAUGAUAGUACGAACCACCUCCUCCUGUGGAGAGUGUGACCCGGACCCAGUCACGUACCCCUGCUGCCACCCCCCACUCUGCACCCAUGUGUGCCCCUGUGGGCCUUGGGCUGACUGGUGUGUGGGCGUCCUGGGCACAGGCAUGUGGCCCCAUAAAGGACUCGUGUCUGAAACACACCUGGCCGGGUGGCACCCAACGUCUCCCCUCAUGGCAUCCCCCAUCCCCUGCUCCAUGUGCAUCUGGGGACCACACACGUGCAUGAGAACGGAUCACAAACAGGGAGGCUCAGCCCAUGAGCCAGCAGGAUGCCAGCCGCUGCCAGCCCCAGCCUCCUCACCUUGCUCUCUCUCUGUGUCCCCAAGGUUGCCCCGAUUCCCUCCUUGUCCAGGUAACCUAGGCCCCAUCACACUCCCUUGGGGCAAGAGGAAGGCGCUCAUCCCAAGGCAGCCCCGGGCCAGAGGGCCAUGUGCAAUAUUGCAAGUGCUUCCCGGAGGCUGUGGGCAGAGUUAGAGAGGGAGCCCCCCACAGGGCACACAAUAGGGGUAAAAGGAUGAGUAGAGCCCAAGCCAGAGGCUGGGGAUCAGAAGGGGAGGAAGCCAGGCCACAGGGGAUGUGGAGGGCACCUCCUCGAUGUGUACAGUAUUUAUGUAUAUUUUUAGAUGCUCGUGGUACCCCCCAGAGCACUUAUUUAUGCCCCAGUCCAACCUAGCAAGCAAAGGAGGAAGUGACGGAGGCAAGGAAGGCAAGAUCUGGGGGCAAGAAACACAAAGAAUCAUGCCUUCCCCUAGAGGGGUGUUGAGUUCAUGCCUGAAAACAACCUUCCUAAAGAGAGCAGACUAUCCUUGUCCCCUCUCUGGUCCCCAACCCCUCCUCUGUCCCCAGAGAAUAGUUUGCACAUUCAUAGCACCUUCCUUCCCUCCUGGACCCUCCAAAGCCACUUACUUCCUCCCCCAUCCCUGCAAGGCACAGCUUCACAGACCCCCCCCCCCCCGCCCCAGCACAUGCAGCCCACCAUGCCACAUCCAUGACCCUCAUGGCAAUUCAGGGCUGGAUAAUGAAUUCCCCUUGUCAUCAUUCCCUGCUGGAAUUGAAAAUAGCUCUAGAACCAGAGCCAGAAAACCCAGAUUUGAAUUCUGUCCCUGCAGUUUAGUAGCUGUGUGACCUUGAGCUAGUCACCUUCCUAUCUCUAGUCUCCUCAUCCAUAAACUGAGGGGGUUGGACUAGAUGAUAGCUCUCUAAGGUUUCUUCUGCCUGAGGAGCCUGUGCUCCAAUGAUUCCACACUCCCUUAAGUCAGGGCUAGAAACUGGUUCAUCCAAGGCUGGGAAACAGCACUGUUCUCCAUUUGUUGUACUGAAUUCAAGAGAGCUCCAUGCUCAGUUCUUUAAACCCCUUGUCCCAUCACUGAGGGAUGGGAUGGAUGAGGAAGAAUCAAUUCGAUUCUGGAGUGUCAAUCAUCCAAGGGUUCCGGGUAUCAGUUAUCCAGGUUCUUUCCUCCACCCUGAGCCAUUUUCCUGCUCACUGGCAGCUCUUUAUUAUUUCACAUAUGUUGUUUUUGAAUAAGGAAGACGUUUGAGAGCCCUGGAUGGAUCAGGGAGGCAGCUAAUGACGAUGAGGAGGAGGAAGAAAACUCUGGGCUAGCCAGGACUUAUCCAGGUCACACAGCUAGAUCCACAGAGGUUAUCUCUGGGUUUCCCAGCCCUGGGCUAAUUGAUCAUUGGCCAAGAUAGGCAGUAAGGGCCUGGGAACCUUCUGGUGCCUUUCUCUUCCAGGCCCAUCUGAGCCCUAAGCCACAAUUCCCAUCAUGCUUGCACACUGUAGCAUCUGGUACACUGGCAUUUAUGAUGACUAGGGGACAGGGGAGAGGGAUUAAUGGAGUCAAGAACCAAAUCUGAAAGUCCCAAGCUCCCUCUCUCCCACCCCAGACUCUAACCACUGAACAUCCUUCCCUCUUGAGUUCUCUCCAUCCUCACAGACUGAGCCCUUCCAGGAAGAUAACCUCCUAGUCCUUUCUACUUUCACCCCGCAAAGCAGAGUGAAUCUUAUGGGGCUUCUUGAAGGGACAGGGGAGAGAGUGGUUUAGGAGACCCAAAAAUAUCCCUUGUCUGGACCCAACUCUCCCCCCAACUCACCUUCCCAGAUGGAUCCUGACUUCCCUACUGCCUGCAUUCUCCAAGCUAUAACUCCAAAGGUUUAGCCUCACUGGGGACUCUGGCUUGUCACGUCCAAGUUUCAGGAGGGCAAAGGCUGGGGACACGGGUUUGCGGUCCUGUUUUUCUCACUACCAAAUGACCAUGUAUUAAUUCCAUGGAUGAUGAAGUUUCAAACAAGUCAAUAAACAGAAACACAGUGAAAAAAAACAAA
Messenger RNA from Monodelphis domestica (gray short-tailed opossum), 9661 nucleotides. RefSeq names its product Rho guanine nucleotide exchange factor 17 (gene ARHGEF17). Gene Ontology annotation, biological process: actin cytoskeleton organization. The record is from RefSeq and is a predicted model, not a curated record. Gene Ontology annotation, molecular function: guanyl-nucleotide exchange factor activity; protein binding. NCBI's taxonomy places the organism in Eukaryota, Metazoa, Chordata, Mammalia, Didelphimorphia, Didelphidae.